Molecule: messenger RNA, 2334 nt
Organism: Australozyma saopauloensis
Lineage: Eukaryota; Fungi; Ascomycota; Pichiomycetes; Serinales; Metschnikowiaceae
Exons: 1
Coding region: 1-2334 (777 amino acids)
Cellular component (GO): cytoplasm
Molecular function (GO): oxidoreductase activity
Source: RefSeq, a predicted model, not a curated record
AUGGUGACCAAGGCCCUAGAUCCGCGAAUGCCUAUUCUGUGGGAAUCGUCGCAUCUUGGUAAAAGCUCGUUUGUGCCUAGAGCAAUCGUUCCCGCCUUGUCCAAAGUCCCUAGUGGUGAAAAAUUCGACUUUAUAAUCGUAAGUGUUCCUAACUUGCAAAGCUUUCAGAAUUACUGCUCCGAUCUCGAGUCUCACGUGCAUAGCCAGUCCAUCAUUGUCAUAGAAUGUACUGGUUACGUUCAUCUAGAGCCUUUUGUGCUGAUGAGUCUGGCAAAGUUCAAGACUCUACCUGUUUGCUCCAUUAUGAAUGAGGCUGAUAUUAAACAGCAUCCUGGAAGCAAUACUUUUUCUCACAAGGUCUCUGGAAAUGACCACAGAAUAUACUUUGGCUCAUCAACGGAAGAAUCUAAGGCCACCGUGCCACUCCGUGAUUCUGAGCCGUUCUUGUGCUUCUACAAAGCCUUGCAGACAAUGCAAGAAAAGCUGGAGGGUAGCGUUGGUUUGCUAAAGUCCAUUAAUGCUCGAGAAUUCAUGACAUACCAGUGGAAACUCGCUUUGCCGCGAAUCGUACUUAAUCCAUUGUCUGUGAUUUUUGAAGAGCCAUAUCCCGCUAACUUGGAGAAGCAAAUUUUAGUCAAACCAUUGAUAUCCGGAUUGGUGCACGAACUUUUCAAGAUAAUAAAGAAGAUGGAGUGUAAACUUGUGAAAGGUUUCGAAAAUGAAGCAAACAUCUUGAAGAAUUGGCUGACACUUUACCCUAUAGGCAAAUCCAAUGUCUCACCAGCCCACGCAGACUCCAACAUAACGUUCUACAACUACUAUCAUCAGUUAGAUAUUGACGUCGAUUUGCUUCUAUUACAACCUAUUCUUUUAGGUGAUGAUCAUGGCGUCAAAACGCCGUACUUGGAAAACUUGUAUUCCAUGCUAUGUCAACUAGUAAAAGUUAACAAUUCCAAGCUGUCCAUUUUCUUUAUCAGAAAAUUCGGAUCUUCAACUCAAGACACGAAAGACCUCGACAAACUCACAAAAGACUUGUCGAAUAUGAAAUUCGAAAAAGAAAAAAUUGACAAAGAGUUUACAUCGGUUAAAAACUCUUUGAGACAAGCAGAGCUAGAAUUAGGGGAUACAAGAACGAAGCAAGAGCAAUAUGCGUUAAUAUUCAAAGAACAACAAGCCAAGAACGAAGCUACAAUGAAGGAAUUUGAGUAUUUUGAGCUGGAAAAAGAACGGAUGCUUGCUGACUUAGAUAAUCAGAUCAGUGAUAAAAUGAACAGACUUAGAUCUUUGUCGGACCAGGUAUCGAAAGCCAAAAAAGCUUCGUCCGAUUCAGAGAGAAGCUCCUCUGUGGAACCUGUUGUUGCCGCACCAGCGAAGCAAACAGUACAAAUAAUUCCAGCCCUGUCUUUGGAAACGCCAGAUCUUUCUGAAUAUGCUGAUGUUGCAGUUUUUGGGGCGCGGAUGAACGGUGAAGGACUCACCCCUAGAAUUCCUUCCAGAGGCUCGAAUGACGUCCAUAAUCAACCCAUUGGUGCUCAAAAUGACUACGCUGGGGCUGAUGAAUAUCAAAAUGCAAAUACUUCCCACGGCUCUACUGGAACUUUGCAAAUGGGGGGUCUUGACCAGGAACACAUGAUCAAUGAUAACAUGGGUUCAGAUCCAAAUAGGAAGUUUCGUCAAACAUAUUCCACACCCAACAACUAUGGUAAUGAUUCUUCGUAUGACCAAAGAGGUGAUGUGAGUAAUCAUUACGGAGGCCCAAAUCACAGAAAUGGUUAUCAUCACGGCGCACCUCCUCACAACCAGCGCGCCGCUUCAUACAAUUACCAAUACCAACAAAACAUGGGUCCCCAGCAAGGAAUGGCUCCUCAGCAUGGUAUGGCUCCUCAACAUGGUAUGGCUCCUCAGCAAGGAAUGGGUCCUCAACAAGGGAUGGGUCCUCAACAAGGGAUGGGUCCUCAACAAGGAAUGGGUCCUGGAAUGGGUCAACAUCAAGGACAAUUUAGGAAUGGAGCUCCACCAAUGCAGCAAAUGCAGGGAAGCGGAGGCUUUUAUCCCGGAAAUGCCCAAAACCAAAGUUACCAACAAAAGAAGCAAAGCAGACGCUCAACCUUCGCCGAUCAAGCAUUGAACAUAGAUUACGGUGGAAGAGGCGGUAUGCCAAUGCCUUCGAGUGGUGCAAAGCAACGCCCAGGAUUGGGCACCACGCAGAGUCAAACUUUGGCUCUGAGAAAAUCUUCGAGCAAUAUUUUGCCUGCUGGAGCUCCUGUUGCCCUUGACAACCAGAACGGCCAACGAUACAAUAGUGGCUUCAAUGGCCCCAAUGGAUUCAAAUAG